Arabidopsis thaliana (thale cress) is the source of this 1273-nucleotide messenger RNA. It is a transcript of the gene MYB58, whose product is annotated as myb domain protein 58. NCBI's taxonomy places the organism in Eukaryota, Viridiplantae, Streptophyta, Magnoliopsida, Brassicales, Brassicaceae. The transcript is spliced from 3 exons. Gene Ontology annotation, cellular component: nucleus. The record is from RefSeq and is marked reviewed. Gene Ontology annotation, biological process: response to light stimulus; positive regulation of DNA-templated transcription; lignin biosynthetic process. Bases 245 to 1069 code for a protein of 274 amino acids. Gene Ontology annotation, molecular function: DNA-binding transcription factor activity; transcription cis-regulatory region binding.
AGAAAUGCGAACUAUACAAUUAUAAAAAAGAUGUGAAUUUUGCCAGAUACUCAUCCACAAUAUAGACAAGUUUUUAACCUCAACAAAUCUGAUGUGACAUUUGUCAAUGUCUGUGGUUUAUAACAUGUUUCUCAAUGUCAGGAUCACACACACCACUUCUCAUGUAUAAAUACACAUAAAAGCAAUUGGAUUUGGUAAGAGGGAAUCUCAAAAGUGUGUGUCUGUGAGAGAGGAGAGAGAGAAUAUGGGCAAAGGAAGAGCACCAUGUUGUGACAAAACCAAAGUGAAGAGAGGACCAUGGAGCCAUGAUGAAGACUUGAAACUCAUCUCUUUCAUUCACAAGAAUGGUCAUGAGAAUUGGAGAUCUCUCCCAAAGCAAGCUGGAUUGUUGAGGUGUGGCAAGAGUUGUCGUCUGCGAUGGAUUAAUUACCUCAGACCUGAUGUGAAACGUGGCAAUUUCAGUGCAGAGGAAGAAGACACCAUCAUCAAACUUCACCAGAGCUUUGGUAACAAGUGGUCGAAGAUUGCUUCUAAGCUGCCUGGAAGAACAGACAAUGAGAUCAAGAAUGUGUGGCAUACACAUCUCAAGAAAAGAUUGAGCUCGGAAACUAACCUUAAUGCCGAUGAAGCGGGUUCAAAAGGUUCUUUGAAUGAAGAAGAGAACUCUCAAGAGUCAUCUCCAAAUGCUUCAAUGUCUUUUGCUGGUUCCAACAUUUCAAGCAAAGACGAUGAUGCACAGAUAAGUCAAAUGUUUGAGCACAUUCUAACUUAUAGCGAGUUUACGGGGAUGUUACAAGAGGUAGACAAACCAGAGCUGCUGGAGAUGCCUUUUGAUUUAGAUCCUGACAUUUGGAGUUUCAUAGAUGGUUCAGACUCAUUCCAACAACCAGAGAACAGAGCUCUUCAAGAGUCUGAAGAAGAUGAAGUUGAUAAAUGGUUUAAGCACCUGGAAAGCGAACUCGGGUUAGAAGAAAACGAUAACCAACAACAACAACAACAGCAUAAACAGGGAACAGAAGAUGAACAUUCAUCAUCACUCUUGGAGAGUUACGAGCUCCUCAUACAUUAAUGAAGCCAUAAAGCAAGUCAUUUUCACCUUGAAAAUGGAAUUAUUAGCUAACUUAUUGGCAUUAUUAGUAUAUAAGCAAGAUCAGAUAGGCGCAUGUAGUAGCAACAACGAAGAAACGUCGAAUUGUAGACAAAAUGUAGAUAUUACAGAGUUGAAAGAUUGUAUUUUGCAAAUGAUUGCUUUGUAGUGAAAUCAAGUUAUCAC